AUGGCCAACGUCCAGACCUCGUACUUCUUCCCGCCCCGGUGGACUUUCCACGUCGGCGGCCCAAUCAGCCUGGGCAACAUCCUCCAUGACCCUAAAACACCUCAAUAUGCUCUCAACGACGAAGACAGGCAGCCACUGCCAAAGCUCUUCAUCGACGACACAAAAUCCCACUUCGCAGUCACCAUCACCGACAACAAAGCCAAGUCGGCCGGGAUUGGCUCCUCGUUGCUCCAACUCUUCGGUUUCUCGGCGGAUCUGACCGCAGAACGGACCAAGACGCUGACCUGGACCAUCGAGGCCGACCAGCUUGCGACGCAGGAAAUCAACCCCAAGGCUUCGUGGGUCGAAACAUGCUUCAAGCACCCGGAGGUGCAGAACUUCUUGCGGAAGACCAAGUUCCGCAAGGAGCUAUACAUGGUCACUGGGAUCAUGGCCGUGUCGAGCGCGACGGUGAGCAGCGAGAUCGGCCAGAGGCACCUCUUCUCCGCGAAACUGGGCGCGAACCUUGCGCCCGUAGCUGCGGGUGUGCCAGUCGAAGCGCAUGUCAGUGGCUCGAUUUCUGGAGACCGUGGCAAGCAGGCGUCCUUUGGGAAAUCGGAUUUCAUCUUGGGGGGUGCUAACAGCUUCAAAGCCUACAAACUUAGGAAAAUCCAAUACCUGAAGACCCAGAGCGUGAAAGACAUGAGAGAUGUCUAUUCCGGCACAGUCCUUGACAACGAUCGACCGCCCCUGCCUUUGGAGGAGGUGGACGAGGACCAGACGGCAGAGGCUCAAUUCCUUGGUCUUGAAGACAGCGUGGCUGGCCCGGACGAGUUCGAGUUUGCGGCCGUUGAGGCGCAGGUAAGUCGCGAGAGCCGUGCCGGCGAGAGCAUCGAGUUUGUGCUCCCUGUGGACGCGGAAGAUGUGGAAUAG
Molecule: messenger RNA, 912 nt
Organism: Fonsecaea nubica
Lineage: Eukaryota; Fungi; Ascomycota; Eurotiomycetes; Chaetothyriales; Herpotrichiellaceae
Exons: 2
Coding region: 1-912 (303 amino acids)
Source: RefSeq, a predicted model, not a curated record